AGCAGUUAUGAAGGCGGGCCUCGUAAACACCGAGCGGGGAUCUGACACAUUGUAACCUCGCAGCGUAUUCAGACUCGUCUGUCACGCAACCACCUUCUUCCGGGGUAGUUCCCUGUCAGAGAUCCUCCGUCAGGCGGCGCAGUCUUCGUCAAACGUCGCCGUUCUUUUUCCAUCGCCUCGAGGUCGGAUUUUCGCUGUUUUUCGUUUCGUGGUGCUACAGUAGUUUGCAUUUUCGCGAUGGACGUGAUGUGGGGAAAGAGGUACGAAUAAGCUAAGAGGCGCGCUCGCCUUGUAUUGGAAGAAAAUGUCCAGUAUAUUACAUGCAGCGUCAGAAGUGAAAUGGAACCGGUCCGCAGCGGCGAAGCGAGCGGUCUUCCUGGUGGCCGCUGCGUAUGGGGUAAAGACACUAUAUCCCAUUAUCUGCAGACAGAUCAACAAACGAAAACAGCCAAAGACGACCUCAGUCCCAAAGGCAGAGGAUGGAAACGGAUUGGUUUUGUCAACAAUAGCGAACGGGGUCGCCCCUAGCAAAAAGUCACCCGCAGUGAAUGCAGAAUUUUUAAAUCAGAUAUUGGAGCUAGCAAAAAUACUGUUCCCAAAGCUUAUAACGAAAGAGCUCGGGUUGUUAAGCCUGCACUCGGUCGCUUUGAUUUCCAGGACGUUCCUGUCUAUUUACGUGGCCGGUCUGGAUGGCCAGAUAGUCAAAACCAUCGUGGAAAAGGAACCGCGGAGCUUCGUAAUCAAGUUGAUGAAAUGGCUUCUGAUAGCCAUCCCGGCCACGUUCGUGAACAGCGCGAUCCGUUAUCUGGAGUGCAAACUCGCCCUGGCCUUUCGUACGCGCCUGGUGGACCAUGCAUACAGAACCUAUUUCACGGACCAGACCUACUAUAAGGUCAGUAAUAUGGACGGCCGACUGGCAAACCCGGACCAGUCUCUCACCGAGGAUAUCAUGAUGUUUUCGCAGUCCGUGGCCCAUCUGUAUUCGAACCUCACCAAACCCAUUCUGGACGUGAUGCUGACCUCCUACACGCUCAUCCAGACGGCGAGGUCCCGGGGCGCUAACGCCAGUGGACCGACCCUUCUAGCGGGUCUGGCCGUGUUCGCUACGGCGAAGGUCCUGCGGGCUUGUUCCCCGAAAUUUGGAAAGCUCGUAGCGGAGGAGGCGCACAGGAAGGGCUAUCUGCGCUACGUUCAUUCCCGAAUCAUCGCCAAUGCUGAGGAGAUAGCCUUUUACAGGGGACACAAGGUGGAGAUGCGGCAACUGCAGAAGUGCUACAAGGCGCUCGAGCAGCAGAUGAACCUCAUACUGUCCAAGCGGCUGUGGUACAUCAUGCUCGAGCAGUUCCUCAUGAAAUACGUGUGGAGUGGGUGUGGCCUCGUCAUGGUCGCCGUGCCAAUCAUCACUGCGACCGGAUUCGCUGACAACGAGCUCGCAGACGGCCAGACGCAAGUGCUGGUGAGCGAGAGAACCGAAGCGUUCACGACCGCGCGCAACCUGCUGGCCUCCGGAGCCGACGCCAUCGAGAGGAUCAUGUCCUCCUACAAAGAGGUCACCGAGCUGGCAGGCUACACGGCCCGCGUCCACAACAUGCUCCUGGUGUUCGACGAGGUGCAGAGGGGGUCGUACAAGCGAUCCACGGUGUCCCAGAAUCCCGUGGGGCAGGGCAAGGGGGAGCCCAGGCCACAGAUGCACGUUGAGGGCCCCCUAGAGAUCAAAGGGAGAGUUAUCGAUGUGGAUAAGGGGAUAGUGUGUGAGAAUGUCCCUAUAAUCACCCCCAAUGGAGAUGUGGUGGUGUCCAGUUUGAACUUCAAGGUGGAGGAGGGAGUGCAUCUGCUGAUCACGGGGCCCAAUGGCUGUGGGAAGAGCUCUCUGUUCCGGAUUCUCAGUGGGCUGUGGCCUGUGUACGGCGGCUGCCUGUACAAACCCUCCCCACAGCACAUGUUCUACAUCCCGCAGAGGCCCUACAUGUCCAUCGGUACUCUGCGGGACCAGGUCAUCUACCCGGACUCUGUGGAGGACAUGCACCAGAGGGGCUACAGCGAUCGCGACCUCGACCUCAUCCUGGAGGUCGUCAACCUCAACCACAUCGUCACCCGCGAAGGGGGCUGGGAUGCAGAGACAGACUGGAAGGACGUUCUGUCUGGGGGAGAGAAGCAGAGGAUGGGAAUGGCCCGCAUGUUCUACCACAAGCCAAAAUAUGCGCUGUUGGAUGAGUGCACGAGUGCCGUCAGCAUUGAUGUUGAGGGCAAGAUCUUCCAGGCUGCAAAGGAUGCUGGGAUCUCCCUGCUGUCCAUAACCCAUAGGCCCUCUCUCUGGAAGUACCACACACACCUCCUGCAGUUCGACGGGGAGGGCGGCUGGCGGUUCGAGCAGCUGGACACGGCGACCCGCCUCUCCCUGACGGAGGAGAAGCAGCGUCUGGAGACCCAGCUGGCGGGAAUCCCCAAGAUGCAACACAGACUGAAUGAGCUCUGCAAGAUCCUGGGGGAGGACUCCGUCCUCAAGACGGGCGACCUCGACGAAUGAGAGCAAGGGGGAGUGGCUGAGAAGAAGCGUUGCUCGCCCACCCUAACACACACAAACUCAGUCUCCCAAUUUUAAUAUCAAAUAGGAAAAUUUCAUUCUCACAUCUACAUAUACAAGCGUUUAGAGCUAAGGCGGCAAUCAGUGACCACUAACAGAACCGAUGACAAACCUUUUAGGUACUUGACCAAAAAAAACAGCACUUUAUUUCACCUCGUAAGGCCUGCAUCCUGAACAUAACCUUCUUUAAGUCCACUGAAAUAAGCAUU
This is a messenger RNA of Megalops cyprinoides (Indo-Pacific tarpon), 2793 nucleotides long. RefSeq names its product ATP-binding cassette sub-family D member 2-like. Lineage: Eukaryota; Metazoa; Chordata; Actinopteri; Elopiformes; Megalopidae. Gene Ontology annotation, molecular function: long-chain fatty acid transmembrane transporter activity; ATP hydrolysis activity; ATP binding. The record is from RefSeq and is a predicted model, not a curated record. Gene Ontology annotation, cellular component: peroxisomal membrane. The coding region runs from base 305 to 2527 and encodes 740 amino acids. The transcript is spliced from 10 exons. Gene Ontology annotation, biological process: very long-chain fatty acid catabolic process; peroxisome organization; fatty acid beta-oxidation.